ACGCACUCACUCUUGUUUCAACGCACCGAAACCCUAAUUUCUGUUCGACUUAACGCCUAUACAAUAAUGGACGCGACUCUGUUUCAGUUCAUCAUCGGAGAGUUCGGCGAGCCCAACUGUACUCUUUUGGAUGCUAUACAGAGCACUUUAUACGGCAAUUCCUCAUUCGGUUUGAUGAAUUAUGACGGUCUCUACUGUAACGCCACCACGGAUGAGAUCGGAACUUGCUGGCCGAGAAGCAACUCUGGUCGUAUAGUUGAGCGACCGUGUCCGGAGUACAUCAACGGAGUCAAAUACAACACAACUAGAAUUGCUUAUAGAGAGUGCUUGGAGAACGGCACAUGGGCACUGAAGAGUAACUAUUCCAACUGUGAGCCCAUUUUGGAGGAAAAGAGGAAGUACCCCAUGCACUACAAAAUAGCUCUCAUCAUAAAUUACUUUGGUCACUGUAUAUCUGUUGGAGCUCUAGUUAUUGCUUUCAUUCUCUUCCUGGGCUUAAGGAGCAUCCGAUGUCUUCGCAAUAUAAUCCAUUGGAACUUAAUUACAACGUUCAUUCUGAGGAAUGUAAUGUGGUUUUUGCUUCAGUUGAUUGACCACAACAUCCAUGAGACCAAUGAGCCCUGGUGUCGCCUCAUAACAACAAUCUAUAAUUACUUUGUGGUGACCAAUUUCUUCUGGAUGUUUGUGGAGGGCUGUUAUCUCCACACAGCCAUUGUGAUGACAUAUUCCACAGACAAGCUCCGAAAAUGGGUCUUCCUCUUCAUCGGAUGGUGCAUACCGUGUCCGAUAAUUGUUGCGUGGGCCAUCGGAAAACUUUACAGUGAAAACGAACAAUGCUGGUUUGGGAAGGAACCUGGGAAGUAUAUAGACUACAUUUAUCAAGGGCCUGUUAUUCUAGUUCUUCUUAUAAACUUUGUGUUCCUGUUCAACAUUGUGCGCAUUCUUAUGACAAAGCUGAGAGCUUCCACUACAUCUGAAACAAUACAAUACAGAAAAGCUGUGAAGGCAACUCUAGUAUUGCUGCCCUUGCUCGGCAUAACAUACAUGCUGUUCUUUGUAAACCCAGGAGAAGAUGACAUAUCUCAAAUAGUCUUCAUCUAUUUCAACUCAUUUCUACAGUCAUUUCAGGGAUUCUUUGUGUCGGUAUUUUACUGCUUUCUUAAUGGGGAGGUGCGUUCUGCCGCCAGAAAGCGCUGGCAUCGCUGGCAGGAUAAUCAUGCUUUGCGAGUCAGAGUGGCGAGGGCUAUGUCCAUCCCUACCUCUCCCACCCGCAUCAGCUUUCACAGCAUCAAGCAGACCACGGCUGUCUGA
Molecule: messenger RNA, 1311 nt
Organism: Triplophysa dalaica
Lineage: Eukaryota; Metazoa; Chordata; Actinopteri; Cypriniformes; Nemacheilidae
Gene: crhr2
Product: corticotropin-releasing factor receptor 2
Exons: 12
Coding region: 67-1311 (414 amino acids)
Biological process (GO): long-term synaptic potentiation; adenylate cyclase-modulating G protein-coupled receptor signaling pathway; cell surface receptor signaling pathway
Cellular component (GO): dendrite; plasma membrane; axon terminus
Molecular function (GO): corticotrophin-releasing factor receptor activity; G protein-coupled peptide receptor activity; peptide hormone binding
Source: RefSeq, a predicted model, not a curated record